Messenger RNA from Callithrix jacchus (white-tufted-ear marmoset), 3198 nucleotides. NCBI's taxonomy places the organism in Eukaryota, Metazoa, Chordata, Mammalia, Primates, Cebidae. The record is from RefSeq and is a predicted model, not a curated record.
GUGAGUCAGUUCUUCCUUUGGCCCCAACAGAAGACUCAGUAUAACCAAGCUAUAACUUGCACAAACCAACAAGGAAAAAAACCUUGCUAUUCCCACUACUUUCCUAAUAGACCAAGGACCCUACCACCGCUCAUCCCAUACACUGCCUCUGUCCCAAGCAAGACGCAGCACCUGCCAAACCAGGCGCUUAAAGAAUGGUCCAACUUUUCAAAAGCAAUCUGGAGAGGAGACGCAGAUAAUUUCUUGAAGAGUACAAGAAGGCAGCAGAAAAGGUACUCUCAAGGAAGGGAUGCGCGAGCUUUGGGGCCGUCCCCUCUGCCUGUUGGAGGUUUCCAAAUUCGCUUACUUCAGAGACCCUUGGAAGCAGCACACUCAGGUCGCGGCCAGCCUCGGGCCUCGGUGAAGGAGGCAGUGUUUACACCUGUCACGAGGGAAGGGGAGCAAAGCCCCAAACUUCUGAACAGCUCCCGGGAGAAUGCAGCCAGCGCGAAGCUUUGGGCAGGUGGAAGCAAACAGGCAGGAAGAGCUGGCAGUGGCCGGGAAGGGAAGGACUCCCACUUCCCCAGCCGGUGCCCGGGAUGGCGAAGAGGGGGCUGUGUGCUUCGGGCGCCACCAGCGGCGUUCCCGUACUCGCCGCAGAAGAGAGCACAGCCCGAGCCGGGAGUCCGCAGGCCCGCAGAGCCGGCUCCGUCCUUGCAGCCCUCGGCUCCGCGGCGGGCAGGUGCUCCCGGCCCGGGUGAGGGUCUGGCUGGUGGGCCGGGCCCGGUCCCUGCACCCUCUUUCCCGGGCGCAGCUAGGGGAGGAAGCGACGGCGCUUACCUGGCUCCUUCGGGGCGGCCGCGAUGGCCAUGGCUCAGGGGCCCGGGGAGGAACUGGCUCCCAGGGGAAGGACCGUCUAUUCCGACGCGGAACUGGUGAGAGCGGAAGGCCGGCUGCUCGCAGCCCUGUCAGCGCAGCAGCGCCAUGGGCACCCACCCAGAGUUUCAGCGCUGCCGCGGGACCCCCAUCCCACUACCCUCCGCCCUCUUCCGCCGCCGCCGCCGCCUCCACCUCCUCCGCGGAGACCCCCCGCCCACUCCACACACUCUCCCAUCAUGCAGCGGGAGAAACCGCUGCCGCCAACACGUCACUUCCGGGCGCAGGUGGCUAGGUCGGGACCGGGCGCUGGUGGGUGCUGUGGGGUGGGGGAGGACACUCUAGGGGAAUUGGUGUCACAGAACGCUUACCCCUGCGCAGGCGCUGUCGCGCAGAGCGCCGGCCGCCAUUUUGGGUGCGGGCAAUCUGCCCUUUCUUUUUACUUCCUCACGAGUCAUCGAGCUGUAGAGGGAUAGACGUCUUCCCGCACUCAGGCGCACGCUGAGGCAGCGCAGCCUGCGAGGGACAGGUGCUCCUGUCAGCCAGUUAAUGUUAACAUUCAGCUCAGGACCGGGUUAAGUCUCUCGCUCUCCAAAUAAAAUUGUAACAGUUUGGAAAUGUAGAAUCACAUUUUUACCAAAAACCUGCUACAGAGUAUUCGUCAGCUUGCCCUUUUCGCCCCGAAAAACGACUUUUUCAUUCACAGCCUAAGUCCCUUCCUCUUUUUAAAUGUAUGCUGACAGAGGAAGAAGCUGAUAUUUAACCAAUAACGAGAAAUUGCGAUAGAAUUUGAGGUGGGAAAGCAGCCGCCGAACUGGCAAACUGUCUUCGAGACCAACAAAAAAAUAGUCCGGAAUUUGGCUUGGAGAUGGUGGUCGUUUUUCAUAGAUUCUUCGGGAGAAUUUCCAGUGAGGCUAAAGAAAUCACUAUAAACUUCUGCAUUCAAAUGCAUUUCUGGAACAGAGGUCGUAAGAGACUUUGUUUCCAUCAUCAGUCCUGAUUUGCGUUUUUAUUACCUUUCCUCCUUCUUUACCAUGAAUAUCUGUUAGAACACCGGCCAGUGUAAAAAUAAAACUACAGGGCUACAGGAUUAUUAUUACUGUCUCGGUUGAUGAGCCCGGGGUCCUACAAAUCAUGAGCCCUGCCUGUUUCUCAUUCUGCCCAUAUUUGCCAAACGUCUGCAUCAGUAAUUGAAUAAUUUAAAAUAGUUCCAAAACAGCAAAGCUCAGCAGCUACGCAAAGAAACAAGGAUGGGAAACACCCCCUCAGGCACAGAGAAGUGUCCACUCCUAAUCAGGCGAAAGAUAAGGACAAUAGCAGUUCAUCACGAUUUAUCCCGCCUCUGCAAUGUACUAGACAAAUUAACUCGGAGCGCUCCAAUAGACCCGCAUUUGUCUCUUUACUACUCAAUCGCUGUAAGAUAUACGGGCACUGCAUCACUUUAAAUGGGAGUAUCAAUUGCUUCGUGGUGAUGCUAGAUUUUGUGUUAUUGCUCAGUCACUAAAGUAAGAAAAAUCUAUAUUGGCUUGUCAAAUUUAUGCCUAUUGUAUUUCGCCCCCUGCUGGUUUAGCUCGUGUGCAAGCUUGAAUUUGUGUGUGUAUAGAAACUGGAAAUUGAUUUUAAACGAACACAUGCUUGUUUUCAUUUGAUAGCUCCACUAAACAGAAAUAUCAAAAUAAGAAGAACAAAUGACUAGACCUUAAAGCAGACCCUACACUAAGAAAAUGUUUAAACUAAAUGAAUUUGAACUGCACUUCAGCCUGGGCAACAGAUAUUAAAUUAUAUCUGUCUCAAAAAAUAAUUAAAUUAAAUUGCACCCCCCACCCCGCCCCAUCAGCUUACAAUUUUGUAAUAGGAAAACUAAAUACCUAUUUGGCCAACUAAGUUGUAAUUGGUAAUCUUACAUGUAAUUCUGAAGACCGUGCUCUAAUGCUUAUGAAAUUUUAUUUAUUACAAAAGGAAAGUAUUUGAAUGUUUUUAAGAUGAUAAAUCUAUGGGAAAUAUAAAGUCCAUUUCAUCUGGAGCCAACAAUAGUAUUGUUUUUACCUACCUUGUUAAAAAUUAUGUCCAUAACUGCAUUAUCUAAGAUUUGGCAUCAAGAAAAGAAGAAGGAAAAAAAACUACCAGUUAACAUUUGUUGUAGUUAAUUCUAGAUUUUUUUUUUCCUGUUUAACUUUUUACAAACUUGUUAUUUAAGUAGAUUUUAUGUCCCCUUUUUCACCUAAUGUGUUGUAAGCAUUUCCUCCUAUCAUUUAAUAUAAAACCUUAAUUUUAAUUGCCUGCUUAGUGGUCAAUGGAAUGACCACUAUAUGGAUAUUUGUUACUAUUAUAAAAUAGUACUUA